AUGUUGUCACAUGGCCGGGGGUUCAAGGAGAAGAUAUCUGUUGCUUGUGCCGAGAGAGAAGAACAGAAUAUAAGGAAAGAAUCCAAGGAUAAGGAGGGUCUAGAAGUGUACGAAAUGUUGAAGGAAGGAAUAGGGUUCAAGGACUACCUACAUGGACCAAUGGAUGCAGGAACAAAGCUUAAGGUCAAAUUCAGGACCGGAGACAUAAGCCUUCGAGAUCGUCGGCGAAGACAUAGGACGGUAGACGACGAAGACGACGAGUUCAAAUGUGAUUGCGGCUUCGAAUGCGAAGACCGUGUUCAUGUAGUGGCGGAAUGUCCGUUGUACAAGAAGGAGAGGGAAGUGUACAUGACUGAGCUGGGAAUAAUAGAAGGGACGUAUGGGGAGAUGUUUGAGGCAUGGAAUAGAGAGGGAAGGACGGCGGAAGACCUUUUCUACAAUAUGGACACGAGGAGGCGAGCGUUCAAGAGCCCCGGCGAGCAAUACAAGGGGAUCCUCGAUGUCGUUACCCGCUACGCCGUCCACUUCGGCGACAGGGGUGUAUCCUUCACCUGCAAGAAGGCGGAAGACCUUUUCUACAAUAUGGACACGAGGAGGCGAGCGUUCAAGAGCCCCGGCGAGCAAUACAAGGGGAUCCUCGAUGUCGUUACCCGCUACGCCGUCCACUUCGGCGACAGGGGUGUAUCCUUCACGUGCAAGAAGCACGGUCAGUCCGGCCCCGACCUACACACGCCUCCGAGGUCCAGCUGCCUGGCGAACAUCCAGGUGGCGUUCGGGCCGGCGCUGUCGCGGGAGCUCGUGGAGUUGGAGUGCUCCCAGGCCGAGGAAUUGCUUGACCAGGGGGUGGACGGAGGCGGCGCCAUCGCCGAUGUUUGGCGCUUCACUCGUCUUUGGGGUUGA
Molecule: messenger RNA, 900 nt
Organism: Ectocarpus sp. CCAP 1310/34
Lineage: Eukaryota; Phaeophyceae; Ectocarpales; Ectocarpaceae
Source: the annotation of a GenBank genome assembly